Messenger RNA from Rodentolepis nana, 6930 nucleotides. NCBI's taxonomy places the organism in Eukaryota, Metazoa, Platyhelminthes, Cestoda, Cyclophyllidea, Hymenolepididae. The record is from the annotation of a GenBank genome assembly.
AUGUCAUCAAUCGUAGGAAAGCCACCGAAAAUGCAUGAAUGGGAGAAAACUGGCUGGAAGCGUCUAAUCGGGAAUGUACCAUCGAAGACUAAUGAGCAAAGACGCCGUUCAAAGAAAAAGCCUUGGCUACGAUCUAAAAGAGGCAGUCUGAUUGGUCGUAAUGAAGGCUAUUCCAGUAGCGACUCUCUCAGUUUAGCUCGACCUUAUGGAUCUGUAUAUAAAAAUGGCCGAAUUAGAGGCACCAGUUCAAGUGAAAAGAUGGCUCGCAGCUCCUCAAUCUUUGUUGAAGUUGAAAAUGAUGGAGACGAUCACACAGCUAUGUCUCAACUUCUAGUCCAAGUCACUGAUCUUCUUGCAAAUCCUCAGAAUGAAGAUAUGUCCCUGCAGCUUCGGCUCUCACCAGACAUCCAAAAAACUCUCGAAAGGGAAAUGUGUCAAAUACCCGAACAAGAACAAUCCCGACAACUUCCGACACUUAAAGAAAUUCUUCAAAUUAGUUCCUCAUCAAGAAAGUUUCACCCAACAAAUACUCAAGAACUACAUCAGCUUGAAAAUGAGCUAUUUACAUUCCUUUCAGGGCAGAGAGGUGAAAAAGAUCUCGAUCCACAAGUCACCCUUCACAGGUGUCUAUCAUCACGGAAGGUCAAGCCUCCAUAUAAUCGCCUCCUACAGCUUCACCUCCAAUCCCUUCUACAGCAUCCUGUUGUUCAAGAGGAUGAAGAGACAAAAAGUGGCAUAAUAAAAUUCAUUCAACGCCUAGAGACAUCUCCAGGGGGUAUUGAACUCACAGAUGUUGAUGCGGAUUUCCUUCUUGAAGUGAUAACGAUGACCAAUGCAUCUAUAUUUAGCCCUGUAUUUACUCCUCCUAUCAUUUUUAAUCACCGUGAAUCUCCAAUUAUGCUAGUAGCAAUGGAAAUAGCGAAUAUGAGCGUGGAAUUGCAAAAGCUUGCAGAAUCCGGAGAAAUUGUAUCCGAUACCCAGAAGAACAUCCUCGAAGAAACUCAAAACCUUACUACAGCUGGAAUGAAUCAGUCUUGUUCAACAGCCAAAUUCUACAGCAGAGUUAUUCCUCAUCAAGAGAGAGAGCAACUGUUUGAUCUUGUUUCAGAUCUCCAAAGAGAUUCAAAAUCCACUCCAAACUAUCGCAUGUCUAAAGAUCAAGUAACAAAAUUGUCUAGUCUUGCGAGUCGUCUUGGUGAAAUUGCCCUGCUGUGUGCAAAGUUCAAGGUGGCGAAAGCUUAUCACAUCGUCAAGAAUAGAUUCCGUCUUUCAACAAUGAAUUUUCAGCGAAUCUGUGUCAUUGGAAAAAAUGAUCAGGAGGUAAUCAGAGAUGCUCUGUUAUUGAUUAAUGCUGCUGGUAUUGCGAAGCACUCUGAGAUGGCUGGAUUUGUUAAUUUAUUCAACUCCGAAUUUGACGUUGAAUUAGUGAAGACAGAUGCUGAGUUUCUUGAACAUCUUCUAACGUGCGGUAUCGAUUUUCAGACUCAUCGAAUCAGUCCUUGGCCAUCCACUGAUCAUUCGAUUAAAUCAAUUUCAAUCACUGAUGACAAUGAAAAAAUCAUCCAUCCGGUGAAUUCCUCAGUGGUUCGAAAUCCAUUCGCUCGAUCCAAAACCCCAGAACUUUCUAAUGCACCCGACUCCAUAAUAAGUGCUUUUUUCGACACCACGGAUAAAAACACGUAUGAGAAUGACACUCUCAUUAAACCGACAGAAAUUAGUUCAACCUUAACUACUGCGGUCUAUCAAGAUGAUUUCAAGUCAUCCCUUUCUGAUAUUGUCAGUACCAGGAGAACCCUACCACCGAACGAUGCUCAGUUCUAUUUCAAAUUAAUUCCUGAAACACUGAUGCUAAGAAAGGCAAUAUCAGAUAUGCAGAGAAGUCCAAGUCAACUCUUCGCUUCCAAGUUGGCACCUUUCCAAAUCAUCCAACUCUGUGACUGUGUACGUAAACUCAGUUCUGUAGAGCCUCAUUCAGAAGAUGCUAAGCUGAUCAGAAAACUCUCGCUUGAGGCUAAUAGGCAUUUGAAAUUCAAAUUAAAAGCGAAGACUGUUGGCCGUCUGAAAAAUUUCUAUCAUCGCAUUAACGAACCAGUCUUUCAGAGCGGUUCACUUAAACUCGGUCAUGUAAUUGAGGAACAGAAGUUUGUUCCAACAAUGGGGGAAGUCAAUCUGAAUGCUGAAAACACUUUCUAUGAGACAGAAAUAUGUUCUUCAGCACUCUUCGAUAGAACAGAUUCCUUGUCUCUAUUCUUCUUGGAAUCCAUUAAAAACCGAUGUAUGAUAAGAUCAGGCAAUACAGUUAAUUUAUCCGAAUCCGAGUUUAGCAAUCUCUUAGCACUUGCACAAGAAGCAAACGAUGGGAUAGAAAUCCUCAAAAAUCAUUCUUCCCCUGGGGAUAUACCAGGAGAUAAUGUAGCUCGACUUUUAUGCCUCUACAAAAUAUGCGCUAUUAUCAAGACAGAAGACAGUUCAGUAUCCAAUCAAAUCUGUAAAAGGUUACUAUGGAAGCACAUCCUGACCCAGUUCUUCAACUUUUAUCCCGAAAAGGCUCUGAAGUCUCCAUUUUCUCAUGUUGCUUUCAAUAUUUUCAUUGAAGAGUCCGACCACUUACCAGAUAAUAUCCGAGAAAAUGCACUUGUGGACAUUCAAAAUCUUAUUGAAGCAACAGAGCGGACUACAUAUUUCUCGGUAGACGCUGUAAAUAAUCUCCUUAACCCGAAAACCAAGCGUCAGAAAGUAAUAGAAGCUUUGAAGUCAAAAUUGGUUGUUAGCUCAAUGAACAAUCGUCAACUUAAUUGUGAUCCUUAUACUGUUGGAAUGUGGAUAUCGGAGCUGGAAUCUCAACCGAAUGAACCACUGUCUACUUUCCUUGCAAACAAUUCAGUUGACGAUGUCAAGCAAUUCCUUCUCAUGCAGCCAGAAACUCAAGAAUUGAAUGAAACUUCGUUGACUGACAAGUUGAUUUUCUCUGGCUCGGAUGAAAGCCUUGCCAGCUUUGAACCUUCAGAGCUGACAAAGAUAGCAUCGCAAACAGCUGGCAUCGGUCAAACUUCUCCAAGGUCGAAUCUUCUUUAUGCUCUAUUGCUUGAAACUCUAGUCAAAAGGUUCGAUCAACCAAGGAUAUUUGUAAACCGUGGAGUCUUCGCAGAAAUCCAAGGACUUUCUAAUGAUCAAGAAGUAGAGGAAGCUGAUGAUGAAACAAAUUUGAUGGAAGAUGCUCAAAAAUAUUUGACAGAUCUCUUACUUGAUCAAAAUAAGCUGGUCUCACCACAGCAAUAUGAAGAAGCUGUAAUGAUUCUUCAAGAUAUACUCUCACAAAAGCCUCCAUAUUUGGUCGACCUAGACGGUCUUAAGAGUAGAGUUGUCUACCUUGAGACUAAAGUUGACGUAUUCCUCAAGUCGGAUAACUGUCUUCUCUAUGCCAUUGCUUCAUUGCGUGGUUUUCGAGCCAAACUCAUUUCGCAGAACGCACAACAUACAGUCCAAACUGAAUUGCUAUUCAUUCUAAGUGUUGCUCGAAAUUAUAUCCCAAAUGAGUCGUCCCUCUACCAGGAAAUUUCAAAUCAAAUUAUGCAACUCCGACAAGGAUUAUUUGAUGGUUCAGCAGUCGAUAUAAAUCUUAAAGUAAUAGAACAACUAUCAAUAAGUCUGGAUGGAAAAUUAACCAAUAUUUUGAUCAAAACAAUUUCAGAAUGCUUUGCUCAAUUAUCGGUGAUUGGAUCAGUUGUCGAUCUAAGUUUGUGGGGCACUCUACAGUUUAUCUGCAUUGCUGUGGCCAUGCUACACGUAGACCUUGAAGCAAAAUUACUGGCAAUCCUUCUAUGCAGACCUAUCAGUUCAUUGUCGGCCGAAACAAGUUCAACGGUCCAAGCGAUUUUGGUUCAGAUUUCAGAGUGUUUGCAAUCUAAUAAAGAAAUCAAGAGCUCAAAACAUGUUAGACUAUUGUCCGCCUUACUUCCAAUUUCCUUGGAUUCAGCUGAUGUCCAGUCAAGUGUGGAAUUUGACAAAUUUUUAAUAACAAUUUGUGUUGCAAAUGAGUUGUCCAAUGAAAUUGGCGGAUUAGUUAGCUCAAAGCUGUAUUACAAAUUAUCUGAAAUAUUCUGGACGGUAUUCUUUAAUCAAGAACAUUUAACUCCACAUGGUGUCUUUGGUGAUUUUCACAAAUGGACUUCUGUAAAGACGUCUGAAUGGCUAGAAGCAGAUCACCGAAGUUCCGAAUUCUUUGCAAAUUUGUUCUACAAAGCACCACAAUUUUCUCUUGAUCAAACUAGAAACGGUCAACUUCCAAUCGAAUUUCAAGAAGAUUUCUCUCAAAUGGAGUCUUAUUUCAGUCUACUUCAAUCUCUCCUUGUAGUAACGGUGCUCAGUAAAUUUACAGAUUCACGCGUACUGCUCACAAAGGAACAACUUGUGACCCUCUAUCACGCAGCUGUGAUCUGUAUUCACUCUGGACACUUUCACGGGUGUCUUGAGGCGAUCACAUGUCUACUUUACCUCUUGAACCGAAUAGAAAAGUACUAUUCAGUCGACGAUGAACAGAUUCAGUUGAAGAGUGUAAACUUUGCUGAUCCUAAUAUACAAACCCUGGCUGACUCAGCCCUAAGUGGUGCAGAGAGAAGCACUGUUGAAAACCUUCGAUCUCAUAUAGCACCAGUAAUUCUUCCUCUUGGAAGUGAAGCAGGAGUUCCUUUUAUGUCUCCAGAUCCUGUAAUAGUAAGAGAAGGUCUGGAAACCAGCUUGUGUGGAUACUUUUUAAUCAGCUCCACUGAUGCUCUCUCAGCAUUCAGAAUUAUCAGUGAACUUCAGUACUCCAAACUCUCAACAACAGAUCUUGCCAUAACUUGUCGAAUAAUAAACUAUCUGUUCAAGGAUGAUGACAGAAGAUUCAGAAAUCCCAUUGGACGAACUAGUGGUUGUGUGAUUGAUCUUCCAAAUGAUAUGACUCCAUAUAUGGCAAUUGAGGCAGCUGUGAAUAAUCUGAAUGUCUUUUCAAAUAUUGGAGGCUUGAAAUCUGCUAAGGAGGUUGAAAUAUUCCUUAAAUCGCUUUUUGUCCUCUCUUCGAAUGUUACCUGUAAGGAUUAUGGAGAACAGUUACUCUCUGAAAUCAUUGUAUCUUCUCCCAGUGAGACAUACUCUAACUACUCUGUAAAAAAUAAUAAUAGAGCUGAUGCCCUGCAAACUAUUGAAACUUCACCUCUACUGCCGAAGAUUUCCAAGGAAACAUCGCCUGAAGAUGAUCGAACAUUAUUGGAUCCCGUUCAGUUGGAUAUCAAGACUCUGAUUGGUCGAAUUGACGAAAGUGCUGAUGAUAUGAUAAUCGAAAACUUGCUAGACGUCUAUCAUCAUUCCCGCUUACUCCUACAAAGCGGAAAAUCGGAUAGAUACUCGACUCUAACACUUAUCAAAAUCAUUCCAUCAUUCGGCUGCAUAUUAUCUUCAAAUACGCAGGACUUAACUGAGUCACAAAUUAGAGUUCUUAAGGAGGUUUCUUUGGAAUGCCUACAUCGCCUUCGCAAGCGCUUCCGAGAAUUUCUACCGAAUGAAAGAGAAGAACUGACGCUGAAAAUGCUGUAUGGCUAUUUCAGUGCUAGGUUACCAACCAAGACCAAUGUAGCUGUUGCCUCACAAAGACUACUUGCUCUUCGAAUUACAAGAAUCAGACGGAAUCUCACGAAAAAAGAGUUUAGAUCAUUUGUUAACGAUAAUCUUCUAUCAGAUUCCGAAAAAUGCAAUCCUGAAAUGAUGAUCCUCGCCAUUCAAGCAGCUGAAAAAUCCCUUGAAGGUUUCACGCUAAACUCCGUGGAACAGAUCUGUCUGCUUUAUUCAAUACCUCCAGAAGACAGCAUUAUAUUUGCCGAUUUGGGUUCGGCUAUUAAUUCAAUGGAAGUUUGGCCUACUCAUUUAACUUUGCAACAGAGACAAUUUCUUGAAAAUAAACUUCGCCAAUGGACACAGACUAUAGGUGAUUCGAAUGAUUUUUCACAAAUGAGAUCUAUGGACCCAAAUAAGAUUUUUAUGUUGGCUUCGGCUAGAAUGUUUGUUGGAACACCGAAAAAUGAAGUUUUGAAAUUAAUAAAUUCAUAUUCUGGAAAUGCCGAUGACUCAAAACUUCAACAACUGCGAGAUUCUAUUGAAGCUUCAGCUGAAGAUUUUGAUGAAAGUGUUGGAUUCUUGAAGGACAAGCUUUCAAAUGGCUAUCUGGAUGAGUUCACGACCUUAAUUGGCUCAGAUGCUCUCAAACUUAUCAGCGGUCUUAAACAAAUCUCUCGUGACACUGAUUGGCUAGUUUCAAAUCAAGAAAUGGUGUCUGCAGCAUGCCAGCGUCUUUAUCUUGCUCUCGCCUGUACUUCAGCAGUUGAAGAUAAAGACGCCAAAAUUGAACUUCCACGUAGGUAUUUACAUUUCCAUGAGCUGGUUCCAAUUCUCAGUUCUCGUUUUCCGAAACGAAGAAGCGCCUAUACCUCUACAGAUUCAGUAAGAGUUCAACCCCAGGAUUUCCAUUUACCAAUUUAUAAAUCCCGUCCAAUAAGUAUGCAUUCAAUAGAAACCAUAGCUGGUAGCUUAAAAUCUUUGCAAUCUCGGAUAAUUAAUAAGGGAUCUAAUCUUGGCCUGGACUUUUCUGGACAUUCGACACCCUUCAAGCGAAGCUCACUGAAUCAUCUCCAUGAGCUCAUUGAAAUCCGACGAGCAGUAGUAGCUGGAUCCAAAUCAGAGUUAGAUCACAUUGAAUACGGACUUUCUCGAUCAAAUCGUGAAGCUCCAAAGAUGAAAUGCAGAGUUCCCGAUAAAUUGGAUUUAAGUCUACUUCGAAGGCGUUGUGAAGAGCACACAAGGCAUCUAAUUCAACGCGCCAACUAUGAACAAGAACAAUCGGAGUUAUUUUGUAGUGUAAUGGCCCACAAUCUCAGACUAACUUCACAGAGAACUUAG